Messenger RNA from Fomitopsis serialis, 1635 nucleotides. RefSeq lists its product as uncharacterized. The record is from RefSeq and is a predicted model, not a curated record. The transcript is spliced from 7 exons. Lineage: Eukaryota; Fungi; Basidiomycota; Agaricomycetes; Polyporales; Fomitopsidaceae. The coding region runs from base 1 to 1635 and encodes 544 amino acids.
AUGGACACCAAGCAGCAGCAACAGCUUGCCGACCUCGCCGAGCAGGUCCUGCCCCAUCGCAGACGCGACCUCUCGUUUUACGUCGUCCUCUUCGCGGCAGUGAUUCCUCUCUGGCUGGUCGUCCCCUCAGCCUGGAUCUAUGUGAUCUACAUCCUCCGCACAGGCAAGAUAUGGACUCUGGCUUGGCGCGGACGGCUACUGUUUGCUGCUGCGCUCUGUGAGGUGUUCUUUAGCGUAUACCACUACAAUCUCGCGACAUUCAUCAGCGGCCCUCACUCGCUUCCGCCAAACAAACUCAGCGAGCUGCAAAAGGCUUUCACGCGUGUCCUGCAGUCAGGCCUAGCAGAUCUUCCGGAGGAGGGCUUUGAUGAGGAGACGCUCGAUGCUGAGAGGCCUGGCAGUCCGGCCGAAGACAUAAUCACCCUUCAGUAUGACGAUCCCAGAGCAGUGGACUUCCGGAACUACUUGAGAACCUGGUUUGGCAAAGUCCCGUGGUCUUCGAUCCGCAAACAUGAAAUGUAUGCGUGGCUCUAUUGGUCGAUCUUCAACCAGCCAUACACCACCUUUGAGGCUCUUCCACGCGCACACCAAGUCGCCCUCAAUGAUGUCAUCCGGUCGAUAGAAGCUCGCUCUGGUUCUACCAUCCCAGAUGGAUCUAAUCCUGCAGUCAAGCCUAACUUGCUCACCCUGGACCCUGUCAGCGUUGUCUGGCGGCCAUUCCUUUGGUAUGCCUUUGUCGCAGCCGUUAACUUCUAUCUGCGGAGGCGUAUGCGGCGGAUCUGGGACUGUAAGUUUGGCACAUACCAUGGUCUUGACUACAUACUCCGCGUGCCUGCAGGUUGGGACCCUCGUACGGGCCCGAGGCCGGUCGUCUUCAUGCACGGACUUGGACUCGGUCUGGCACAGUACAACCGCUUCAUCACGCACCUCUUCCGUACCAUCCCGGAGCACCCCGUGCUUGUGCCUCUGCAGCCACAUGUCAGCCAGGACAUUAUGCACCCGCGCUACCUCCGCCCCAUGAGCCGGCGUGACAUGGCCCGGACCCUCGCGGGUCUCCUCGACAUGUUGGGCUGGGCGAAGUGGGCUGACAAGGAAGAUGUAGUGGAGAAGGACGAUAUCCCAAUGGGUGUGACCAUGCUCAGUCACUCGAAUGGCUCGUUUGCGCAUGCGUGGAUGCUGAAGCAUUAUCCUUCCAUGGUCACUCGGUCGUGCUUUGUUGACCCCGUUGUGUUCUGCUCUUGGGAAGGCGAUCUCUGCUACAACUUUAUUUACAGACGGUGUAGCACGGGCGUAGAGCUGAUCAUCAAGUUCUUCGUCGGCACGGAGCUUGGAGUGGCCAACUUCCUACAGCGCCACUUUGACUGGUACGCCAACUCGCUAUGGUACGAGGAGAUCCCCAACGCGCGGGAUCCGUCCAAGACUAUGUACUUCCUCGGCGGCAGGGAUGAUAUUGUGAACGCCCAUCGCGUGAAGCGCUACCUCACGUCCCACGGCAUCCGUAAAGGCCUGUGGUACGAUCCCGAAGGCAGGCACGGCCAGGCCAUGAUGUUUGACGGUCAGGAAGCCAUUUUCCGCUGGCUCUUGCAAACCGAGAACACAUCGCCUUCGACAAAUGAAACCGUACCCAGCUCGUGA